AUGCAGGCCAACCCCAACGCUGCCGCUCACGGUUCCUCGCACGCCCAGCGCGACACCGAUCUCCUGCGCGAUGAGCUCCACCAGGACUCGCACAUGAACGCGGGCACUGCCAACUCCGCGCUCGCCGGCAACCCCGCGCCUGGCGAGGACGCCGCUGGCAAAGGUCGCUCACACGCGACCGGAAAGUCCAUCGUUCCCGAGACGCUUCAGCAGAAACUUCCUGAGAAAGUUGAGCGCGCUGUUCCCAACGCUCUCCAUGACACCUCGGGCCUCCCGCCCCGCCGCAAGUAG
Molecule: messenger RNA, 291 nt
Organism: Peniophora sp. CBMAI 1063
Lineage: Eukaryota; Fungi; Basidiomycota; Agaricomycetes; Russulales; Peniophoraceae
Source: the annotation of a GenBank genome assembly